AUGGAAGAAGCAAAAUCAAAGUACAAAUCAAGGCCAAAAAGACAAGCGAAACCUGCCGCAGACGAAGGGUUUUGGGAUUGUAGCGUCUGCACCUUCAGAAACAGUGCUGAAGCCUUUAAAUGUAGCAUCUGCGAUGUGAGGAAAGGCACUUCCACCAGAAAGCCUCGGAUCAAUUCUCAGUUGGUGGCACAACAAGUGGCACAACAGUAUGCCACCCCACCACCCCCUAAAAAGGAGAAGAAGGAGAAAGUUGAAAAACAAGACAAAGAGAAACCUGAGAAAGAUAAGGAAAUCAGUCCCAGUGUUACCAAGAAAAACACCAACAAGAAAACAAAACCAAAGUCUGAUAUUCUGAAAGAUCCUCCCAGCGAAGCAAACAGUAUACAGUCUGCAAAUGCUACGACAAAGACCAGUGAAACGAAUCACACCUCAAGGCCCCGGCUGAAAAAUGUGGACAGAAGCACUGCUCAGCAGUUGGCAGUGACUGUGGGCAACGUCACCGUCAUUAUCACAGACUUUAAGGAAAAGACUCGCUCCUCCUCGACCUCCUCCUCCACAGUGACCUCCAGUGCAGGGUCAGAGCAGCAGAACCAGAGCAGCUCCGGCUCGGAGAGCACAGACAAGGGCUCCUCCCGCUCCUCCACGCCAAAGGGCGACAUGUCAGCGGUCAAUGAUGAAUCUUUCUGAAAUUGCACAUGGAAUUGUGAAAACUAUGAAUCAGGGUAUGAAAUUCAAAUCCUCCACCUGCCCAUGCUGCUUGCACCCCUGGGGAUUCUUCUGUGGACAUCGAUCUCUUAGUGAUGCUGCCAGGAUAAUUUCUGCUUGCCAUGGGCAUCUGGCCACCAAGGAAUUUCGCACCCUGACGAUUACUCUUGACACUUUUAUGUAUUCCAUUGUUUUAUAUGAUUUUCCUAACAAUCAUUUAUAAUUGGAUGUGCUCCUGAAUCUACUUUUUAUAUAAAAAAAAUCUGCUGUGCACAAUUUUCCAUGUACAUUACAACUGGUUUUUGUUUUUGUUUUGUUGGGGGAGGGGUUGGGAGGGAGGACUUUUAUUUAUUGUGUUCACAAACCAUCCUUUCAGCAUAUCCUUUUAAGUUUAGUUCUUUCUUCCAGUUAUACUAUGUACUAUCAGUUUUGAUAUAACUAUAUAUAUAUAUAAAAAUAUAAAAUUAUAUAUAAAGGGUUAUUUGAAACCAAUUCAUGGCAACGCUGGUGCUUGAUACACUGUGAAGUGAAUACAACAUUGAACAGUUACAGAUCUGGGACAGUCCCUUCUAUGAAAGUGCUGAAAACAAAUUAAAAUCAGUCUUACAUGAAGUAUGUUCCAACCCACGUGGGAACUUGACUCAUCUGUCUAAAGAGUACUGGACGAUAUAAAAAUAUAUAUUUUUUAAACAAUGUGAUCUCAAAUGUAAAGACUGCUCCAGAUAGCCUGCAUUUGCAAUGGAAUAACUGACAAAUCACAAGUGUUUAGUUGGGGGGGGGAGGCUUUGAUUAUUCAAAAGUAACUAGCUCCAGAAUGCCAAGUAUUCAUGUAAAUUACGGUUACAUGUUAACAUUGCUGUUCUUACAUACACACUCAUGAAAGUAUGGUAUUCUAUAACUUGAAUGCCAUCCAUUUUCCAGACCUCUACUCAUGUCCGAGGUAAAUCUAUAAAUUGUCUCUUAGUUUUAGGAUUAAGCCGUCUAAACUGUAUUUUUGGCCCAUUCAAGAAGCAAAUCCCUACUUCCACUUUGCAUGUGACAUUACAGUGGUGGUUUUUGUAAUUGAAGUUGGUUUGCCUCAUCACAUUUGUCUCCUUGUUUAACAAACCUUUACCUUAUCAAUUCAUUUGUGAGAAUUCAUUUUCUUUAUUAAAAUCCACUUGUUUGUUUCACUGAACAAAGGUUAUCAACCACCAAUCAAACCCCAACAUGGAGCUUGUCAGUGUUCAGAGACAUUUCUCAGUUCCCUGCCCUGGGAAGGAACUCAAGUGGUGAAUAACUUGAGGGCCUACAGCCAGUUUUAGGGAAAGCUCAUACUUCCUGCAAGGGAGUCGUUUCCUUUUUUCUGGAUCGCUUGAGCAAACUCCUUUCAAAGUUUCUUUUCCCUCAUUUGUUAGUGAACAAAUUGUUGUCUUGCAAAAGCAACACCAAAAAAAAAAAAAAAGCAGCAAAACAUAAAUAAAAUCAGAAUAACAAAGACCACUAAUAGGAUUCCACCGCUCCUCAUUUUGAAAUGUUUUUGUUUUCUUUGGAUUUGGGGUCUCCUACAUUGUAAUCCAGAGUUCACAAGACUCUGGCAUUUCAAGCAUGGGAAGUGAUGUUACCUUCCUCUGUUUGACUGUACUUUAGGGACUCACGGGAAGGCAGCCGAUUUGGGUGUGAGAAACCUGAUUUUCUUAAAAACAAGCAAUUUCUGUGGAGGCAACGAGUUAAUAAAACAAAAAUUAACAGCUUGAUUUGAGUAGCCAACAGGAAAGGUUCCUUUCACAUUUACAUUAAAACUAUUCUGUAGUCACUAUAAUUUAAAUUCUGUUCUCUUCUCAGAGGCAUAGAUUAUAAAGCAGUGCCAUUUGUUGUUGUGGUCUUAAAUGCAUGGACAAUGUUCCCCUCUUUUUUAAAUAAUUCUUGUAUCUGGGAUGCAAGUGAUACUUUUUAAAUACAUUUUUAAAGUGUUUAUUAAUGAACCAAAGGAAAUUCGAUGCUUCCUAUAAGCAUCAGAAUAUAUAAUACAUAGUGAUUUGACUAUGAAUUUUAAAUCCACAUUUUAAUAUUAGUGGGAUAUUGCAAAGACAUUCCUUCUAAAGUUUUAAUAUUCCUUUUAUUAAGGGUCUCAGGGAGGGUAAAUUAGUCAGCCAUAUUUAUUUUCCAGAGAUGUAAGGAAUUGCUAAGUUUUUAAUUAACUUUUUAAAAUUUAAAUGCCACCAAACUCAUGUGGGUUGCACUGCUUUUUAAACCAGUAAGUGUUGGUAUGCACUUUGUUCAGAAACACUGUGUACUUUUCAAAAUUAGUUUCAUGUAAAGUGAUUGGACUCCUAGACUAGUGGAAAAGCUGAUUAACAGCUACUCAUAGGCUGCUAAUUAAUUCAUUGCCAAUGUCUUGGUUUUUUCAAUUUUGCCUCCGUGAAAAAUUGAAAGAAUAAAGCAUGGGAAGGGGUGAAGGAAGACAGCAUUGCUUUAGAACAGGUGGGAUGGAAUUGCCAUUCUGAUAGAAAGUGCAGCUAACAGUGGGAUUUCUCUCAGCUAUCAAAUGUCACCGGACCAGUCCUUCAGCUGCCAUUGUGUAUUCUGGUGAGGUAGUGAGGUGGUAGGUACAUUAGACUUUUCAUUUAUGAAAUUGAUGAUGUCCCUCAGGCAUGUAUUCUGGAAAUGGAAUUCCUGUAACUUCCUGCAUUUGCAGUUUGCCUUACAAUUAGGCAGCACGUCAAAACACUAGUGUAGAUUAUAAAGGUAGAUAUUAAAAGGACCAGAAAUACUUGGUAUUCAGUGGCACAGUAAGCAGGUUAUAAAAACAAACAAAAAAAAACAAAAGCACAGUGUUAACGCUUGCAAGUUUCCAUUUGCUUUAAUACCACAAGAUCUUUCACACUUGGGUGCACGCACACACAGAGCUUACCUGACUUGCUCUGCUUGAGUCAUGCAUUAAGAAAAAGACAUCCUGACACCCACAAAAUAUUUUAAUCAAAACCUUUCAGUUUCAAUCUGGAUAUUUGAAAACAUUGGCAGAAGCUUCUGUGAGUUUAGUUCCACUAAGAUGUUUCACCUGCCUUAUCAAGACCAUUCUCAGUCUACUUUUUUAAGCUACCAUAUCUUAAAUUAUUGAAAAUUUAUUAAUUGCUGGAUAUAUAAUAACCUUUGCUUGUAUGUAACCGAAAAUGGUUUAAGAGCCAACAUUUAGAGUAUGACAAUGGAGCUGAACAGUUUUUAAUGCGCAAGCAGUUCUGUUCUUGUGUAUGACUUGUAACCUUAAUUUACUGUGUAAAGAUGGUUACAUUAUUUCCUUAGCUUUGUUUGUUGGAGACAAAUAGAGAAUGCUUGUUAAGUAUGUCAAAACAUAAUCUUGUGAAUUUUUGUUAAUGUAUUAUACGAGCUAUAUUUUUCAUUUGCCCAGAAAGACAGCUUGUAUAACGCUUUUGGAAGUUUCUGCUCUGUAAUGUCUUUAGAGCUGACAGUCUGUUAGGUUUGUUUUUUUCCUUCAUGCUAAAGUGUCAGUUGGUGGUUUUGUGAACUGGUCAGAAAUUCACAGGUCUUAAAUGUUUUGGGGAAAUUUAUAUUGGACACUGCUCUUUGUCUAGCAAAUAAAAGAUGUUAAUAUAUUCCUGUUACUGGCAUGUGCACGACUAUGUUAUUAGAAGCCACUUUAUCAUUUCCCUGCUUUAAAUAGAAAUGUCUAUUUAUGAAUUCUGCUUGUAGUUUUUUCACAAAUAAAAUAGUAAAAUUUACAUUGAAAUCUU
Molecule: messenger RNA, 4436 nt
Organism: Condylura cristata (star-nosed mole)
Lineage: Eukaryota; Metazoa; Chordata; Mammalia; Eulipotyphla; Talpidae
Gene: RYBP
Product: RING1 and YY1 binding protein
Exons: 5
Coding region: 1-687 (228 amino acids)
Biological process (GO): positive regulation of DNA-templated transcription
Cellular component (GO): nucleus
Molecular function (GO): transcription coregulator activity; DNA binding
Source: RefSeq, a predicted model, not a curated record